This is a messenger RNA of Ordospora pajunii, 2544 nucleotides long. Its product is annotated as AAA domain-containing protein. Lineage: Eukaryota; Fungi; Microsporidia; Ordosporidae. The record is from RefSeq and is a predicted model, not a curated record. Gene Ontology annotation, cellular component: cytoplasm. The transcript has a single exon. Gene Ontology annotation, molecular function: ATP binding; ATP hydrolysis activity. Gene Ontology annotation, biological process: cellular response to heat. Bases 1 to 2544 code for a protein of 847 amino acids.
AUGGGUGCAAAGAAAUACACAGAGAAAGCACAGAGCCUGUUGAAAGGAUGCCUAGAUGAGGCGCUUGCAAACAAUAACAAUACUGUUGAACCUGAGCAUCUUCUGAAGGCUAUUCUGAAUGAUUCAGAGAAUGUAUUGUGUAGUGUUUUGAGUCCUGACGAGCGGAACGAGAUCAGAGCAGCAGUUGCGCGUAGAAUAGGCGGAUUUGCCAAGCAAUACAGUUGUACUGAGCCUAGGGUUGGAGAGGCACUUGGAAGGAUUGUGCUGGCGGCAGAAGGAGUGAACGACGAGUAUGUUUCUGCAAAUGUGCUUGUGCUGAAACUGCUUGAGGCACGGAGCAUAUGCGAGCUGAUUAAGAAUGUUGAUGAUGUGAGGAAAAGAGUUGAGGAGCAAACGAGAGGCAAGAGGUUUGAUUCGAGAAAUUCUGAUGAGAUGGAGGAUGCAAUAUCGAAGUUUGCUGUGGACAUGGUUGAGCAAGCAAGGCAGAAUGUGUUUGACCCUGUGAUUGGAAGGGAUGAGGAGAUAAGGCAGGUGGUCGAGAUUCUGUCCAAAAAGACGAAAAGCAAUGCGAUUUUAGUUGGCAAGCCAGGAGUGGGCAAAACGGCGAUAGUGAAUGGUAUUGCACAGAUGAUAGCGAAUGGAGAAGCGCCUACGCUGCAGGGUGUUAGGAUAUACAAUGUUGAUGUUGGGUCGAUGGUUGCAGGGACGUCUCAUCGAGGGGAUUUUGAGGAGAGGCUGAAGAAGCUUGUGAAGGAAGCGGAGAGUACGCCUGGGGUUGUUCUUUUUAUUGAUGAGAUUCAUAUUGUUCUUGGAGCAGGCAAAACGGACGGGGCGAUGGAUGCAGCGAACAUGCUGAAGCCGGGACUUGCAGCAGGAACAAUCAAGUGUAUUGGUGCAACAACACAUGACGAGUAUAGAAAGUAUGUUGAGAAGGAUCCUGCGUUUGAGAGAAGGUUUGUGCAAGUGGUUGUGCGGGAGCCGUGCAUUGAGGAUUCGGUGACGAUGCUGCGAGGGCUUAAGGAGAGGCUGGAGGCGUAUCAUGGGGUGAAGAUAGCGGACAGUGCGCUUGUGUAUGCAGCCACUGCUUCGAAGAAGUACAUAUCGAAUAGGAGGCUGCCUGAUGUGGCGAUUGAUUUGAUUGAUACAGCAUGUGCAAGUGCAGUGAUUGCGCUUGAGAGCGAGCCGCAGGAGAUUUUGAAUGCAAGGGCGAAGGCAUGGUCGCUUGAGCUUGAGAAGACAAGCCUGGAGAUUGAUCUGGGCAGAGAGAAGGAUGAGCAGACGAUGCGCAGGCUUGAGAACGUGAAGGAGAGGAUCGAGGAGGUGAAGAGGAGCCUGCAGCCGAUGGAGGACGCAUAUGUAAAGGAUAAAAGCUAUAUAAUUGAGGUGAAGCAGCUGAAGAAGAAGCUUGAGGACACGAAGCUUAGGCUAGCGCAGGCGGAAAGGGAUAGAAACACAUACCUGGCGUAUGAUCUAAAGACGAAUGUGAUUCCUGUGAUUGAGAGCGAGAUUAAGCGGGUUGAGACGGUUGAGGUGAUACUUCCUGUGAAUGUUGCAGAGGUGAUAAGCCGAUGGACAGGAAUACCGGUGAAGAGGCUUACGCUGAAGGAGAAUGAAAGGCUGCUGGAGAUGCCUCAAAGGAUAAAGCAGCGGAUAUUUGGGCAAGACCAUGCCGUCGACAGCAUUGUUGACUCGAUUCUGCAGUCGAGGGUUGGGCUGAGCAGGGAUGACAAGCCAAUUGGCGCGUUUCUUCUUCUUGGGCCCACGGGAGUAGGGAAGACCGAGCUUGCAAAGGCGAUUGCGACGGAGCUGUUUGACGACGAAAAGAACAUGCUUGUGCUUGACAUGAGCGACUAUGGAAACGAAAUGAGCAUUACGAAGCUGAUUGGGGCGUCUGCAGGAUAUGUUGGAUACAAUGAGGGAGGAGCGCUUACUGAGCCGAUCAAGAGCAGGCCAUACAGUGUGAUUUUGCUGGACGAAGUUGAUCUUGCACACCAGACAGUGUUGAAUGUGCUAUACCAGCUGCUGGAUGAAGGAAGGGUUACCGAUGGGAAGGGAUCUACCGUUGACUUCAGAAACUGUGUGCUGAUUAUGACGUCUAAUCUUGGGCAAGAGGUGAUAAUGAGAUCGGAUGUGAUGACUGACGAGGACAAGAGCGAGAUGGAAAGGAUUGUGCUGCACAGGUUUGGGCCGCCGCUUGUGAACCGGAUUGAUGAUGUGAUUUACUUCAACAAGCUCGGCAAAGACAGCAUGUAUAUGAUUCUUGAGUAUCAGAUCAGCCAGCUCAACAAGAGGCUAGGCGAGAAGGGAAUGGUGCUUAGUAUUUCUGAUGCGGUUAAAGAUGAUGUGGUUGAGAAAGCUCAUUCGUCGAUGUAUGGAGCACGCCUACUGAAGAGGUUUAUCCAAUCGAACUUUGUGCAUGCACUGACGAAGAUUAUGCUGAUGAGAGUCAACGAGGAUUUGAUUUCUGUUGAAUGCACGCAUCCGUCUGAGAUGGCUGAAGGGAUGCGGAUAGCAGACUAUGUGUAUAAGGUGAUUCCGAAGUGA